UGGUUUCUUCGGCUAAAUAUUUGAUUCUUUGUUUUGUCGGAAUGCGUGUAAUCAUUGUGAACGAGACUCUUUUCUGAUGUUUUGAGCCCAGUUUGAUGGAAAAAAUGUGAUCUUGAUGAAUCUUUUGGUAGACUGGUUUUUGGAGGAUCUGCCUGCUGAACUAGAUGCGCCUGGUGCUAAUAAUAUGGGAUCUUUGAGGACGAUUUAGAGCGCUGGUUUUAAGAUGGAGGAGGUGGAGAAAGCUAAUAGAGCUGCGGUGGACAGCUGCCACAGAGUUCUGAGCCUUCUCUCCCAGUCUCAAGAUCAAGUCCAAUCUGGAAACCUGUUGGCAGGGACAGGAGAUGCUGUUUCAAGAUUCAAGAGAGUGGUGUCUUUGCUCAGUAACAGUGCUGGCCAUGGAAGAGUUAGAAUUGCCAGUAAAGUCCGAUCCCCCUCCAACAGUAAGCUCUUCUCAGACAGUCAACUGGGAUCCAAGAUGGACCAUUGUCCCAACCCACCUCAACUACCCCCAAGAAAUAUUUUAAAGAACAAGAUACAAAUUUUGGAUUCAAGUUCUGGAAACCCCCUCCCAAUCAACCGGAGGAGCUUUCUCGAGAACCAAUUUGGGCUGCAAGCUUCAUCGUCAAGUCAGUACCAGUUCCUUCCGCGGCAGCAGCAGCAGAAUGAUCCAAGGUUUCAGCUUCAUCAUCAGAUGAAGCUUGAGGCUGACAUGUUUCGGAGGAGUCAUAGUGCCAUAAAUCUCAAAUUUGAGAGCUCUAGCCACACACCAUCCGCAUCGACAACUAGGUCCUUCGUGUCGUCGCUAAGCAUGGAUGGAAGCAUGGCCAGCUUGGAUGGAAAGCCAUUCCAUCUGAUCGGUGGACCAGCAUCAUCUGAUCCAAUUAACCUGCACCCUCCUCCCAAGAGGAGGUGCGUAUGCAGAGGGGAGGAUGGAAAUGGCAAAUGUGCAACAACUGGCCGGUGUCAUUGCUCGAAGAGGAGGAAACUGAGAGUGAAGAGAUCCAUUAAGGUGCCUGCCAUCAGCAAUAAACUGGCUGAUAUCCCUCCUGACGAGUACUCAUGGAGGAAGUAUGGGCAAAAGCCAAUCAAGGGCUCUCCUCAUCCUAGGGGAUACUACAAAUGUAGCAGUAUGAGAGGCUGCCCUGCACGAAAACACGUCGAAAGGUGCUUGGAAGACCCCUCAAUGCUCAUCGUCACUUACGAAGGCGAGCACAACCAUGCCAGGUUGCUUACCCACUCUUCCCAGACAUAGAGGUCUUAGAAUAUUUCAUCAUUAACAAACGCAUCCGCUUAUCAUCUUGCGCACCACCCUUCUUUUUGGGUGAUCGUGUCGUCUCUUAUCGUGGUUGAGCAUGAGUUUCUCAAAGGUCCAGCAUCUUUUUGUAAGUCGGGGGAGGGGGAAAUUACAAGUGGAUUUCCCCCAAUUGCCAUUUGUAAAUGCUACUGUAACAGUGCUCUGGAAAUGGGUAGCUGUUGGUUAGAAGCAAUUUCCCUCAUGUGUCUCAUCGUUCUUAUCUUGGAAAAGCCUGUAUAUGUUUAAUUAAAAUCAAACUUACCAAGAUAAAAAUGUGGAGGAGAUUCAGUCUUGGAAGGUAGCAGUGAGAAUUCAUGUUUCUCAA
Molecule: messenger RNA, 1619 nt
Organism: Musa acuminata AAA Group (dessert banana)
Lineage: Eukaryota; Viridiplantae; Streptophyta; Magnoliopsida; Zingiberales; Musaceae
Product: probable WRKY transcription factor 21
Exons: 4
Coding region: 224-1252 (342 amino acids)
Biological process (GO): regulation of DNA-templated transcription
Molecular function (GO): sequence-specific DNA binding; DNA-binding transcription factor activity
Source: RefSeq, a predicted model, not a curated record